AUGAAACCACCCAAGCUUCGUAGGCAUCUUGAAACAAAACAUAAUGAAUACAGUAGCAAAUCUGUUGAAGUGUUACAAACUAAAAAACGUGAAAUGCGUAGAAAACAAACAUUAUUAGAAAAAAUAGCAACUGGUUUCAUUAAUGAAAAAGCUACAUUUGCUUCAUGUGAGGUAUCUCUUUUGACAGCAAAGACUGGAAGUCCACGUACUAUUGGAGAGGAACUACUUUUACCAGCUACAAAAGUAACGUCAGGUACAAUGCAUAGAAAUAAAGCAGCAAAAUAUCUAAAUUUGAUUUCACUAUCAAACAACACUGUUAAACGUAGAAUUGAAGAAAUGGCAGAGAAUGUUAAAAGUCAAUUAAUUAUAAGAGGACGCCAAAGCCAAUAUUAUUCUCUGCAGUUGGAUGAAAGUACAGACGUUGCUAAUCAUGCUGAAUUGAUUGCAUUCAUUCGGUACGAUUUCGGAGGAAAAAUCUAUGAAGAUCGGUUAUUUUGCUACUCCUUGCCAACCAAUGCUACAUAUGAGGCUAUAUUUAACGGUUUGGACAGCUUUUAA
Molecule: messenger RNA, 558 nt
Organism: Limulus polyphemus (Atlantic horseshoe crab)
Lineage: Eukaryota; Metazoa; Arthropoda; Merostomata; Xiphosura; Limulidae
Product: zinc finger BED domain-containing protein 5-like
Exons: 1
Coding region: 1-558 (185 amino acids)
Source: RefSeq, a predicted model, not a curated record